Messenger RNA from Parathielavia appendiculata, 1124 nucleotides. RefSeq lists its product as uncharacterized. NCBI's taxonomy places the organism in Eukaryota, Fungi, Ascomycota, Sordariomycetes, Sordariales, Chaetomiaceae. The transcript has a single exon. The record is from RefSeq and is a predicted model, not a curated record. The coding region runs from base 238 to 966 and encodes 242 amino acids.
UUCGCAACGGGCCGCUCCUCCAAGUCUUCGACCCCGGGGAUUAAAGAUUUCUGGGAACCACGAGUGCAGAAUGGGCAGGCCGUGACAAUUUUCUCGAAACGGAUUGGAAGUGUGGCAUGUUUGCACCGAGCAUGGAGCGUCGGAGAAGUUUAACGAAGGAAAUGCACGGCAUACCUAUUCGUGAGAGAAGCGCACUCAGGGCUCAGGUGCCUUCUUGAUGCGACUGGCUUGUUCUUAAUGUGUCUCCAAGGGCUUCGUGAAAGGCGCUGGGCGUACGAAAUCGGAUAUCGUAUCGCCGAGGAUGGAAUCACUUCACGCGACCUUGGCGAUGCCUUGGUGUCGUCGACGUUGUUACUGUCCGACCUUGGCUUGCUUGUCGUGGGCCAGAAACGGUCGGUGUUCUGGGGAGAGCGGGAGGGAGAGAGUCGAGCGCCGGGAGAGUGGGGGUCUUAUUCCCUGCAAGUAACUCGAACCCAGCAAAAAUCGCGACGGCUCCCGCCGUGCAGCCGUUGGCCAAAUCGAGCCAAGUCCACAGUAGGUUCGGCGGGUGUGCUCAGUUCUUCUCUCCCAUGCCGCUUCGCUCUGGGCUGUUUUGUACACAUACCUGCACCUGUCGCCUCUUGCUGCGCUCUCACUAAUAAUGCACCUUGUGUACUGCAGGCAAAUGCGCAGGCACUUUAUGAAUGGAUCCCGCUCAGGCCAAUAGGUAUCAACCUGAAGAUCUCUCUGAGUUGUUGCACCUUGCAAUUCGCUGCGGAUGGAACCCCUCUGGAGACCACACAGCCCGGCUCCGGGGAGCGGGGUUGCAACUCGCAAGCAGGGCUCUUGCGCUGUUCAAGUCCAUCUGAGAAUCCCCCUGGCCUGGAGCAGCCCAACUACAUGUGUAACGCAUCCAAUGUGAUACUCUCGCAUGUCAACCUUGAUCAUGGUGAUCUGGCGCUGCUUGACACUCAGGACGCUGCAUAAAGCUUGCAGUGAACGUUGGCUGCUGCUAACUCCUGCGUUCAGAAUGUCUCCAAUAAUUCCGCAUGCUGUACCGAAUCCAGGAUGCGACGUGGCUUGGCCUUCUGGGACGGCCAUGGCUUGGCUGCGGGUUCAAGAAGCUCCAGGUUGUUGACAAUAUU